GCGCUCCUGGCUCUAAGCAGCAACGUACGAUGAGCCCGUGAGAUCCCUCACACGUCUGGUCCCUGCUGUCCUUUCCGUCCAGGAGGGACCACCCAAUUCCCGCAACGGUUGGGGCUCCUGUCCUGGAACUUCAAAGAGGAUUUGCAAGAAUCUGACCUGCGUUUUUCUUGAGAAGUGACUCACUAAAAACACGCCUGAACUUAACAGCGAUAACAAGAUUGUUCUGCCUGUGUUACUGCUGAUGUCAUAGGAUGAACACCGGACACUUCUUCACUCUUGGCCUGCUUUGGGGAUCAGGGCUCCCCUGGGUCUUUGCCGACUAUCCUUCCAGUCCGCUCAAUUCCUCGGAAGUACCCUCGACUGGACAUGGCUGGAGGGAGAAUGGCUCUUCCUCCUCUGUUCUCUCACAGCCCACUAGUUCUGCCCCCUCCAGUGAAGUCACCUCUCCAGACGACUCCACCCGUGCUGGUACACUUUUACUGCUCAGUACUCCCACUGCUUCCAAUUUAGUUGUGAACAGUGUGCCAUCUACCAGUGGACCCAUCUUCUCCGCCAGUGUGCCAUCUACCAGUGGACCCAUCUCCUCCGCCAGGUCAAUAUCUGCCAGUUUACCCGACACCUCAGCCAGUGCAGCUCCUGAAUCCACUGCACCCAUGUCCAGUACACCGGCCUCCUCCAUCUCAGUUCACAUUAGCACCAGGACCAGUGCACUGUUGGAAUCCACUUCAAUGUUCACCACAUCACUCAAAUCCAGCACCGCCACUCUCACCACUGCACAGGAAUCCCGUGAGCUAAUGACCAGUGGUCCUGUCACUUACAGCAUUGUGCCACUGAAAACCAAUGUAACUGCAUUCAGUGGUCUCAACACUACUGCCAGUGCACAUUCAAAUUCCAGUGCCCCCAACAUCACUGCCAGUGUCGUACCGGAAUCCACUGUAAGUGAGAGUUUGGACACCGACCACAGAGCCAACGCGACUGUGUCACUCCCAGAUACCACAGCCAGUGGGGUCACUGGUCGACCCCAGGUACGUGGCACCCCCUUGGUAACCAUCUUGGUAGCCUUCUUGGUAGGGACAUUGAUCGUGGUGGUGAUCGUGGCCCUGGCCUGCCGCCGUCGCUGCCGGCAACGAGGGGACUAUGCGGCCGGGCGUCCUGCCAAGGCUGGGGACCCAUGGGCUGGGCCCGUGGCCCUGGGGCCCGAGGAGGGAGGAGGGGGUGGCACAGAAGAAGAUCCUAACGGGCCACCUGGCGAGGAGCCUCCACCUGGUGCCUCCCACCGCCUUUCCCUUGGCACGUUCUUCCACAAACGUAAAUCCCGUGCACCCUCACUUGUCCUUGAGGCCUUCUCUCCCAUUCCUGAGGGCGAAGGCAUAGAGGAUGGUCAGGAGCAGAGGUUGCUGGGGGAUGUCCCCUCAUCCACCACCUCCCCCGACCCUCCCUCUCCUCCUCCACCUGAAGCAAAUGGUGACCUCCCUGGGACCAUCCCUGAGGACAUGAAUGCCCUCCUACCUCCUCCUGUCCCAUCUGAGGAGGGAGAGGGGGGUCCUGAACUUGUUUAGGAAGUCCCUGCCUUCCUAUAUCCUCCUCUCCCCCUGCUCUCCUCCCUUUUCUCCAUCCUAUCUCCCUUCCAUCUCACCAGACCCAGGACAAUACUUUCGCUCAUCCUCUCUCCAAAAGGGAAAGAGAGGGCAUACUGAGGCAUACUUUUUCCCUCCAGCCCUUCUUCCCCUUCCCCCUCUCCCCUCUGCCACAUCACUCCCCAUCCCAUCAGGUACUAGACAACAUUUCCCCUCACCUCUCCCCUUCUAGGACAAAGAGAUAGAAGAUCUGCUUCACGAUCUAACUCCUCUCCCCUCCUCCCUCUGUCCCAGCUCACACGUUGUGGUGAACUAUGUGCCUGUCGGGACACGCCCCUGCUGACUGCUCCUGUGGCUCCUCCCACAGGCCCCUGUAUAAAGGAGACCUGCGGCCUGAAGCUCGGCCUCAGUCUCCAAGACCUUGUAUGAUAGACACUCACUCCUGGUUCCUUCUUCCAGUCAAUAAAAGCCGAUAUCUCGCCUACGCCUCAGUGUGAGUUAUUGAUGGUGCAUCACACGUCACCUCAUCUAACCUUUCCCCGUCCUGCUGGAGGAGUGGUGGGGAGGGGGAUGUGCCCCAAACUGGUUUAAUAGCUCAACCACUCCUUCAUCACUACCUCUUCCUCCUCUGUGCAUCCCACUGGAAAUGGGAUGACACUACCACACCCUGACUCAUUACAGGCAAAAUCCCACCCACCAGCACAGCUCUUCCAACAAAUAAAAUCGCUUUCUGCAAGACAGAGAUGGAGGCAGGCAAAGAAAGAUAGAGGGAGAGACAGAGAGAGGGAGACAGAUGAGGAGAGCGAUAGAGAAGGAUGGGAAGAAAGAUAGGGAAGGAGUGAGAAGGAAAGAGGGAGAGAAAGAGUGAGCGGGUGGGGAGAGAGAGAAAGGAAGAAACCAGGGGUUCCCACCUGCGGUCCAUGGAUCCUUUGUUUAAUGGUAGUGAUCCCAGGCAUUAAAAAGGUUGGGAACCCCUGGGAGGGAGGGAGAGGGAGAGGGAGAUGGAGAGGGAGA
Messenger RNA from Hypanus sabinus (Atlantic stingray), 2591 nucleotides. RefSeq lists its product as uncharacterized. The record is from RefSeq and is a predicted model, not a curated record. Gene Ontology annotation, molecular function: transmembrane signaling receptor activity; heat shock protein binding. The transcript is spliced from 3 exons. Gene Ontology annotation, biological process: regulation of immune response; cell surface receptor signaling pathway; type II interferon production. NCBI's taxonomy places the organism in Eukaryota, Metazoa, Chordata, Chondrichthyes, Myliobatiformes, Dasyatidae. Gene Ontology annotation, cellular component: external side of plasma membrane. Bases 252 to 1559 code for a protein of 435 amino acids.